GCGUAACACCUAUACUUGCGUACAGGUUGUCGCAGUGACUGCAUCAACGAUCAAACUUCGCACAGACUAUUACUAGCAAAUUAAAGCGAGAGUCUUGCAUUGCUAUGGCUGAAUCAAGUAACAGCGCAAGUACCUCCAGUUGCUCGAGUAGAGAAGACCUCAAUAUCUGUCAAAAACAGCCGGGCGAUCGAGACAAAACAGAUUGUGAAGGCGCCGGUGCGGCAACACCACUAAGAAGCUCAACAGAUUCAGACUGGGAUCGAUUGUUUCAAAGACAACGGAGUGAGUUGAUGUAUGAACUAAGAAAACUACAACACGGAGACAAACCUGUCACUGGUAAAGGAGCAAGAGAGACAGUGGAAAACUUCUUGCAAGAGAGCUUGCGUCCCGCAGCUGAACGUCGACCAAGAGAGCGUAAACCAGAUGAUCCUAUGGUGCUUGAAGUUCGAGGCUUGUUUGAGCAAAAGAGGGUGUCUUCAGUUUUGCAAAGUAGUGACUUCAAGCGUGAUUUGGAAAAUGCCAUCCGUGGGACUAUUGUCAGACAGGAGAAGGAAGCAGAUAAAGCAAGACGAAAUCAAGAACUGGCAGCUGCAGCCAUUGAUGAUAACUGGGACACGCUGAGUCAGUCGAGUUACAGCAGUGCUGUUAGUUCUCACUCUUCAUUUGAGCAGAAUCCAUGGCAACCUUUUCCAUCCCAGUUCAUGCACCCCUCGUUUGUGCCCGCAAUGCAGGGUCCUCAAUACCUCCCACUAGCUGGAGAUAUGCAGCAGCAUAUGCCACCUCAGCACAAUGUGACACAGCAUAUGCCACCUCAACCGUAUAUGUCACCACAGCAGCAUAUGCCACCUCAGCACAAUGUGACACAGCAUAUGCCACCUCAACCGUAUAUGUCACCACAGCAGCAUAUGCCACCUCAGCACAAUGUGACACAGCAUAUGUCACUACAGCAGCAUAUGCCACCUCAUCCAUAUAUGUCACCACAGCAGCACAUGCCACCACAGCAGCAUAUGCCACCUCAUCCAUAUAUGCCACAUCAGCGGCAUAUUGCAUCUCAACAACAACAGCAGCAAUGGAUGACACCCCAAAUGUCAACACCACAACACUCUAUGUCGUCAUAUCAUGGUCUGUCACAACCAAGGCAAGCAAUACAACAUCAAAUUCCAUCACAACAUAUGCCACCACAGACGUCACCACUGCUAAGACAGUCACUAUGGCAACAAUCACAGAAUCGCAUACAGUCUGUACAACGUGGCCAGCAACAAACUGGCAGUUCCUUUGAAGCCUUCCGACAAGCACAGAGAGAGGAAUUUGUGCAUGAGAUUAGCGAUCUUGUACACAGACGGCUGGUAUCUCAAACACUGGACAGUGAUUUCAGGGGACAUUUAGAGAUACGUAUGCAGAAUCAUCUUGCCGAGUCUACAGGCACUGAGACUGGCUCCCAAGUGGCAGAUUUUAUUCAAUCUUUACAUUCAAGUACUCCACAUAGAAGGAAUGAUUUCAGUCAUCUUGGUAUCCAUUCACCAGACACUGAUAACAUUGCUGCAGCUGCACAGGGCAACAUGAAUCCUAACUUUGUAUCUCUGAAACAAGAAUUAGAAGAACUAAAAUCAAUGGUUAGAAUGAAUUUUGAGAUGCAGUUAGAUAUCCAAAGAGCUAUUAGGCAAGAAGUUGCAGCAGCUUUAUCGACUAUUGCAGGAGGAACAAAUCAACAGCAGUGCAGCGCCCAUUCUACAUCAUCCCAAGUGAUUAAAAAUGGCAAUUGUUUGAUAUGUCUGGACAGGGCAGUCGAUAGUGUGCUCUAUCAAUGUGGUCACAUGUGUGUGUGUACAACAUGUGGCUUGAAUCUCCAAGGUCAAGGGUUACAUUGUCCAAUAUGCCGGGCACCAAUCCGUGAUGUCAUAAGAGCUUAUAAAUGUGUGGCUGAGCCAGAUAAUGAUGAAGACAGUUCAGAUCCAGGAAAUGAAUAAAUUAUUGAACACUAGGUUUACAUGCACAUAAUAAAGACAGUGCAGAUCUCCAAAUGGAGGCACUUGGAAAGGGGGGGGGGGUUGUCAUCCUAUAGUUGGUGGGCAAUAACAAAACAAACAAAUGAAAGUUGUUGUCUCAUUUUCAAUGGAACUGGGUACUUAGAAAUUUAUUUUUUAUGUCAAAUUUAGAAUACUAUCUUUUUGUAUGGUUUUUGUUCUAGAUGUCACUUACAUACAGAUUAUAAAUUAACAUAUGCAAUUUUUAUCAUAAUCCAGUAUUUUACUGUAAGCAUUGAUGAACUUGGAUUAAAGAUAUUUAGAAAUUAAUAUUG
Messenger RNA from Saccoglossus kowalevskii, 2299 nucleotides. RefSeq lists its product as uncharacterized. Lineage: Eukaryota; Metazoa; Hemichordata; Enteropneusta; Harrimaniidae. The record is from RefSeq and is marked validated.